AGAAAAUACAUGUUUAUAUAGGAACGGAGAUCUCGAUUCAUGUUAGUUGCUCCAUAACGUUAGCUCGCGUAACACGGAAUUCAUUGUAACUUAUUUAAGUGAUAAGUGGUCAUCAUGCCGCCAGUCGCUGUGCCUAAUGAGGCGCCGAAGAAAUCUCUUCGCGUUGCAAUUAUAGGGCAAAGUACAUUCGCUGCUGAAGUGUUUAAACUACUCCAAAGAGAUGGACAUCAAGUGGUCGGAGUAUUCACAGUACUUGAUAAAGGCAACAGGGAAGACCCUCUAGCAACGAUUGCGUCUCAAAAUGCAGUACCAGUAUUUAAAUACAAAACCUGGCGAGUAAAAGGGAAAGUUAUUCCUGAAAUUCUUGAAGAAUACAAAUCGGUAAAUGCUGAACUUAACGUACUGCCCUUCUGCACUCAGUUCAUCCCAAUGGAAGUCAUCCUGUAUCCUCAAUUCCAAAGUAUAUGUUAUCAUCCAAGUAUAUUGCCAAGGCAUAGAGGUGCCUCAUCUGUGAAUUGGACUCUAAUUGAAGGUGACAAAACAUGCGGACUCUCAAUAUUUUGGGCUGAUGAUGGCCUGGACACCGGACCAAUAUUACUUCAGAGAAGUUUUCCAUGCACCAUAGAUGAUACAGUAGACACAAUUUAUAACAAAUAUUUGUAUCCAGAAGGUAUCAAGGCUUUAUCCGAAUCUGUUAAUAUGGUAGCAAAUGGCACAGCUCCUAAAAUUAAACAAACUGAAGAAGGCGCAACUUACGAUCCAGCACUUUUCAAACCUGAAACUCAUCAAAUUGAUUGGUCUAAAGGUGGUGUCGCUUUACAUAAUUUUAUCCGAGGAUUGGAUUCAUCUCCAGGAGCAACAACAUUCAUAAAACCACACAAUAAAGAAGGCGUUGAAGAAUCCGGUGAAGCUAACAUAGAAAUUAAAUUCUUUGGAUCUUCUCUUUGGGAAGGAGAAUACGAAGCAAAAGGAGAUAAGAUUAAUAUUCCUGGAUUGAAGAGUCCAGCUGUUAUUCAUGAAGCGGGACUUUUAAUAACAGCUAAUGAUGGUGUCAAGCUAAAUAUACAAAGACUUAAAGUAAAUGGAAAAAUGAUAUGCGCUCAAAACUUUUUCAAGGCUAACAAAAGUAAGGUAUCACUCGAACUAACAGAGGAAGAAAAAGUAUUCGUAGAAAAUGCAAGAAAUAUUUGGAAAGCAAUCUUAAGAAUAGAUGUCGAUAACGAUACAGAUUUCUUUGAAUCGGGAGCUGGUUCCAUGGAUGUCGUUAGAUUAGUUGAAGAAAUAAAAGAUAUUGUAAAUAUUGAAUUAAAAAAUGAAGAUAUUUACAUGAAUACAACAUUUGAAGAUUUUUUCACGGUAGCGAUUAUGACAGCAAGAAGUGGUUCUGGUAAUCUAGAAAUAGAAUAUGAUGGCGUUGAACUAGAUGUUAACAAAAUGAAGAUAAAAUUCCCAACACAAUUAUUUAUCAAUGGUGAAUUUGUUAACACUGAUAGUGGAAAAACUUUGACACUAAUUAAUCCAAGUGAUGAAUCUGUGAUUUGCAAGGUGCAAAGUGCUUCAAAAGAUGACGUAGACAAAGCCGUUAAAGCAGCACACAAAGCAUUUGAAGAAGGAGAGUGGACUAAAAUAAGUGCUAGAGAAAGGGGUCGGAUUUUGUUCAAAUUAGCAGAUCUUAUGGAACAACAUAAAGAAGAGCUGGCUACAAUAGAGUCUAUAGACUCCGGUGCUGUGUACACACUGGCACUGAAAACUCACGUAGGCAUGUCUAUAGAAACAUGGCGAUAUUUCGCUGGUUGGUGUGAUAAAAUACAGGGUUCAACGAUUCCCAUCAACCAUGCCCGUCCUAAUCGUAAUUUAACAUUAACCAAAAAGGAACCAAUAGGAGUAUGCGCUUUGAUAACACCGUGGAAUUAUCCGUUGAUGAUGCUAUCGUGGAAGAUGGCUGCAUGUUUGGCAGCUGGAAAUACAGUUGUUAUGAAGCCUGCAGCGGUCUGUCCACUCACAGCUCUAAAGUUCGCUGAGCUAUGCGUCCGAGCUGGUGUUCCACCUGGCGUCGUGAACAUUCUUCCCGGUAGUGGUACGGUCUGCGGCCAAGCACUAGCUGAUCAUCCACUUGUAAGAAAACUCGGCUUUACUGGAAGUACUGAAAUUGGUCAGACUAUAAUGAAAUCCUGUGCCGUUUCAAACAUGAAAAAGGUUUCUCUUGAGUUGGGCGGGAAAUCGCCGCUUGUUGUCUUCGAAGACUGUGAUCUCGACAAGGCUGUUAGAAAUGGUAUGGCUUCAGUUUUCUUCAACAAAGGCGAGAACUGCAUAGCAGCCGGUCGACUAUUUAUCGAAGAAUCUAUUCAUGAUGAAUUUGUAAGACGGGUCGUUGAAGAGACAAAGAAGAUUUGUAUCGGCGACCCAUUGAACCGAGGAACCGCACACGGACCACAAAACCACAAGGCACAUAUGGAUAAACUUAUUGAGUUCUGCCAGCAAGGUGUUAAAGAAGGGGCAAAAUUAGUGUACGGUGGUAAACGCGUCGACAGGCCAGGCUUUUUCUUCCAGCCCACUAUUUUCACUGACGUCACAGAUGAUAUGUUCAUUGCUAAAGAAGAAUCCUUUGGACCAAUCAUGAUUAUUAGCAAAUUCAGUAGCAAAAAUAUGGAAGACGUAAUUCGUCGAGCGAAUAACACAGAAUACGGACUCGCUAGUGGCGUGUUUACGCGUGAUGUGUCAAGAGCAUUGCAGUUUGCUGAGAAGAUUGAUGCGGGUACAGUGUUCAUCAACACGUACAACAAGACUGAUGUGGCCGCACCCUUUGGCGGCUUCAAGCAAUCUGGUUUCGGGAAGGACUUAGGUCAAGACGCGCUGAACGAAUACCUCAAAACUAAGUGUGUUACUAUUGAGUACUGAUAUAUUUUUUCACUGUAAUUUUAUUAUGUAUAUACUUUAGUGUUGUGAUUUAAUUGAAAUUAAGCUAAAAUUGUUAGAUAUCUUUAUAAGUAAAAUCUUUAUAAAUUGUU
Messenger RNA from Leptidea sinapis, 3008 nucleotides. Its product is annotated as cytosolic 10-formyltetrahydrofolate dehydrogenase. Bases 115 to 2898 code for a protein of 927 amino acids. Gene Ontology annotation, biological process: one-carbon metabolic process; biosynthetic process; 10-formyltetrahydrofolate catabolic process. Lineage: Eukaryota; Metazoa; Arthropoda; Insecta; Lepidoptera; Pieridae. Gene Ontology annotation, molecular function: aldehyde dehydrogenase (NAD+) activity; formyltetrahydrofolate dehydrogenase activity. The record is from RefSeq and is a predicted model, not a curated record. Gene Ontology annotation, cellular component: cytoplasm. The transcript has 15 exons.